Molecule: messenger RNA, 1532 nt
Organism: Ochotona curzoniae (black-lipped pika)
Lineage: Eukaryota; Metazoa; Chordata; Mammalia; Lagomorpha; Ochotonidae
Gene: PITHD1
Product: PITH domain containing 1
Exons: 6
Coding region: 107-742 (211 amino acids)
Cellular component (GO): nucleus
Source: RefSeq, a predicted model, not a curated record
UUUUACGACGCGCGGCUGACUGGGCGCGCUUGGCGGCCGGAGCAGGGCCGAGGGGGAGCGGCCGGCGCCUGGCCGAGGAGGGAGACGCACGAGCGGCGGAGGCGCCAUGUCUCACGGCCACAGCCACGGCGGGGGCGGUUGCCGCUGCGCCGCCGAGCGAGAGGAGCCGCCCGAGCAGCGCGGCCUGGCCUACGGGCUGUACCUGCGCAUCGACCUGGAGCGGCUGCAGUGUCUCAACGAGAGCCGCGAGGGCAGCGGCCGCGGCGUCUUCAAGCCGUGGGAGGAGCGGAGCGACCGCUCCAAGUUUGUUGAGAGUGAUGCCGACGAAGAGCUUCUGUUUAAUAUCCCAUUUACUGGGAAUGUCAAGCUCAAAGGCAUCAUUAUAAUGGGAGAGGACGACGACUCACACCCCUCUGAGAUGAGACUGUACAAGAACAUUCCUCAGAUGUCAUUUGAUGACACAGAAAGGGAGCCAGACCAGACCUUUAGUCUGAACCGGGAUGUUACAGGAGAAUUGGAGUAUGCCACGAAAAUUUCUCGUUUUUCAAACGUCUGUCACCUCUCAAUUCAUAUUUCAAAAAACUUUGGAGCGGAUACAACAAAAGUUUUUUAUAUUGGUCUGAGAGGAGAAUGGACUGAGCUUCGCCGACAUGAGGUGACUAUCUGCAAUUACGAAGCCUCGGCCAACCCCGCCGAUCACAGGGUGCAUCAGGUUACCCCGCAGACACACUUCAUUUCCUAAGGCUGCCCACAGCUCCCACAGAUGUGCUGUGUCCGAGAAGACGAGAGACUGCCUGCUGGGAAGGACAGAGAAGCUCCGAGAGAGUUGGCUGCCACAGGCUCUGCCAGGCUUAGUCUUAGGGGCUUGCUGCCAAGGCCUGGCUGGGGGACACCCCACACCGCCAGGAGAGUUGUGUGGGUGCCGAGGGACCACCGUGGUUCUCCAGAGCCCUGCAGAAAUCGGGUCUCAGGCUGGGUGGCGUCUGGCAGUCGUGGAUAGUGCUUGUUUUGCCAGUCACGGUGGCCAUGGGAUCCCAAGUGUCUUGUUUUGUGGCAGAAUUUUUCUUUUUGUUUUUUGUUUUUGAACUGCAGGAAACAGAAGCCUCAGGCUUGUGGCUGUUUUAGCCGUCAGGAGGGUCUUCACUGGGAAACACUUGUCUCUGCUUGCUCUUUCUCCUGGUCAGUGUCCAGCUUUCUUGUCAAGUGGCCCUGCAUGGAGCUGUCACACAGGCGUCCCGUGGCUGAAGCUGGACGAGUCCCCUGCUGCGUGUGAUGGCUUGGGGAGAAGCUCUCCUCACUGCCUGCUAAACGGUCUGGGGGGUGCCUGGGCGUCACUUCUGUGCAUGUGGGUAACCUGGUCCAGUAAGACUGAGAUUUAGUCAAGUCCCCCCCGGCACCUCCUCCAUGUUUAUUAGCUUCUGACUUGUGUUCUAAGCCCAGUGCCAGCAUUUGGAGAUCUCUUGAGUUCUUCUGUUCUUGCCUUUUAUUCACUGUGACUAAUAAGCUUCCUAAUAAAUCCCUGCCAUACUUGA